UCUGCAAUUCUUUUUAAAUUCCAAAUUGCUUUAAAAAACAUUUCCACGAACAUGUCUCCCCCCUCAAACCUUCCGAUUUUAACGGUCACUUCUCCGCAAAAAAAUAACCAGUGACACCCCAAGAUGACCGAGUCACCCCCCAAUUCACUCUCCCAAGGCGCCAAAGAUGUUGCUACAACUAGUAUUAGCAUUCCUCAGAUCCCAGUUGAGAUCGUCAGUGAAGAAGAAAUGGCUAUUAUUGAAGCUGCCUUGGCUGCAACUCGCUCAUGCCUCUCUUCCUCUGCUAUUCCUGCAAUUUGUUCUCCUUCUCGAUCCUCCUCUUUUUUUCAAAAUAACGUGAGGUCAAUCCGCUCAAUUACUUCCUUGUCCAAGAAGAGGUUUCCAGGAGGUUGUAGCGAUUCUGAUAUUGAGGAUUUGAAUGGUUUUAAUAAUACCCAGAAGAAGAACAGAGUGGCUGAGUCGUUAUUUCAUAGGUUUAGAAAGAAGACUGGUUUGUCUGUCACUGAUAUCACUUCAACGGAAUGGUGUGAAAAACAAAUGGAGUUUGUUCUCCUAUUUGGCAAAAGAAAAGUGAGCAAAGCUAUGAAAGCAGGUCAUGAUCGCCAUGUAAAACUAGAACAAGAGAUUGUUAAAAGAGUUAAAGUUAGUAUUGAAUGUGAUGAGGAUGCAUGGGCCAUCAAGUUUUUGAAUUUCAUAACUGGUGCAAAUCAAUUAUUGUUUGAAGGAUUAACACGUGAGAUCCCACUAGUAGGUUUUAUACAUGGAAUAUGGCUGGUGGGAAUAGUUGAUGAGAUCCGAAUUCCUGAGGGAGGAAAUAGAAAUCCAAUACUAGUGGACACAAAAACUCGUGUUCGAGAUACCCUUCCUGCUGAACCACAAAGGAGAAAUGGAAGGUUACAGUUGAUGUGUUAUAAGCAUUUAUGGGACAAUUUAGUUGCUGAUAAAUUCCCCUGCAAAGAGUUCUUUGAUUUCUUUUCCUUGAAUCCACACUACAUCUUAUCUAAAGAAAUAAGGGAUAACACUGCUAAAGCAGGUAUCCCAGCAAAGACCCUUGAUGAAGUUGUGAGAUACUACAGAAAUACAUGCAGUAUGCUGCUCCCUGCCGACAACCAGAUGCUAUUAAGAUAUGAGUUACAAAAAGACAAUUCCGUGAUCGGUGAAGAACAAUUCGCAUAUGAUCCUGAUUGGCUCAAUAGUCAUAUUCAAUGUUGUCUCGAAUUUUGGCUAGGUGAACGAGAAGCCAGUUUCACUCCAGAGGAAGAGAGUUGGAAAUGCCGGUUUUGUCAAUUUGCUUCGGUUUGCCCUAAAAACACCAGUCCUGGCACAUCAAGUCCUGUAAAGAUCAACAGUCCUAAUAGCAGUCCAAGCUAGAACAAAAUGCUAACUUAAUUCUUUCAGGUUGUCAUGCAAGUUCCUGCAAAGAAGCUACAUAUUUUAUACAAGCUUCUUUGCAGAAUGUUUUAAUUGUUAAAGCCUAUCUAUCUCAAGAUGUGCUAGGGUAAAUAUUGUUGUAAGCUUCAUCAUUUAUUGUUGUAAAAUUGAAUUACUAAUAAUUAACAACACUAUUCAUUAAA
Molecule: messenger RNA, 1574 nt
Organism: Jatropha curcas
Lineage: Eukaryota; Viridiplantae; Streptophyta; Magnoliopsida; Malpighiales; Euphorbiaceae
Product: exonuclease V-like protein
Biological process (GO): interstrand cross-link repair
Cellular component (GO): nucleus
Molecular function (GO): single-stranded DNA 5'-3' DNA exonuclease activity
Source: RefSeq, a predicted model, not a curated record